GGAGACUAUUUUCAAAUGUAAUAUAACGAUGUGUUAAUAAAGUGUACAGUGCGUGUGUAUGUUCAAUUGUUUCAUCGACUACUUUGCCACAUAGUUUUUGAUUAAUCAAUAUGGCCGGUCAUGUUUGCUGGAAACAAUCGAAGAUCGUCAAACGUGAAAGUCAUGCAACUAUUUCAUGAAAUGAAACAACAAUUUCCCACCAUUCCCGACCAUCUGGUAACGUCUUCUAUAACUUCAUAUAUUCAAUCAAAUUCGAAACAAAAGAAUAUUGUCGAUUUUAUAGAAAAAACAUUAGCAGAUUAUAAUUUAGCGCAGAUGGGACGAACCUCUCAACAAUUGGAAUUACCCCCCUUAGACAUAUCUUCCACGCUGCAAGCGAAUGUUUCAGAAACGGCAAAGUUUAACACUUGUCAAACCGAAAUGGACGAAAGUUUAAGUGGUAAUAAGCAAAAUAGUGAAAAUAUAGAGGCCAAAGAUUUUUGUAAAACUGUAACAAAACGACCAAAUUAUCUUAAUAUUGAAGGUAACAGAAGUGAAACUAAAAAGACGUUUAAUAUUCAGCUAUCAGAAAAGUGCAAAGAUGUCCACAAAUUACUUAGUUCCGAAUUUAGUGAGAAACCACCACGAUCUCCUCAAAGCAUCAAACAAUUUACGGUUAAAGAAUCUGAGUCAAAAUUAGAACAACCUCUUGAAUUGCAAGGACGGCAUAAUACUGAGUUAUUAGGUGAUAUAAAAAUGGAAACAUGUUCCACGCCUGCCCAAACUACGGAUACGUUAAUAGGCAAUCAAAACGUAAAUCUCUCUUUAAACGUCAAUUGUUCGGUAGACUUAGUACAAAGUCCAACUCAACCAAAGCGUACAACAGCACUACAACUAACUCCUUCUCAGCCUUGGUUGCAAGUACCUACGUCACCAAGGAGUUUUACCAGUGUUAAUCUCACAUUGAGACCCCCAACUUCUAGUGCUCAAUAUCCAAUUGAUAUAACAUCACAAAAUUCCAGUUUAACAUAUUCUACCAGUAGUUAUGACUCACAAAAAGGACUACAGAGUAGAUUACAGAUUACUGUGGGGCCUAGCAAUGGAAGUGUAUCUUCACUCCGAGUUAGACCAAAAAGUUACCAUCCACAAGAACAUCACAAACAAGUGGUUUCAGUGAGAGCUGGAUCCCUUAAUAAUUUGUCAGCCAAUACCGACCCUCCAUUAGCUUUAAAGCAACAAGCACGAAUAGAGAGAUUACGAUUAGAACUAAACACAGAAAAGGCUAAAUUACUUUUAAUGAAGCAAGAAAUUCAAGAAUUAGAGAAAAGUAGACUUCAAAGUGAGAUAAAUGCAGAAAUUGAGAAACAUUUAAUCAAAGAAAUUAAACAUCUUCGAUUUCAAUGUAAUGAUUUAGAAUUAGAUGGUGAAGCAUUUUAUAACAACAUAUAUACAGGACAGGGUAUAAAUGAGUUUUCCAUACCAAUUCCAAGACUGCGACAGAACACCAGACGACGUUUGCAUCACCAACCAACUCCCAAAUUUGAAGGUCCCAAGUGGAACUGUGAGUUAUGUACAUUCCUUAACCACCCUAUAUUGGACAAAUGUGAGCAGUGUGACUUCCCGAGAAUAUUGCACGGUACGAAAAAAGCAGAGACUAUUAAUCCUAACGUAACUGUUGGUACUUUGCGCAUGCUUAACAAUAUUGAUAUCGGCCGUACUUCUAGAUCGCUCAGUCUUAAUAACGUUCCUAGGGAACAAGUCACGAGACCGAUCGAAUUUGUAAUUAACGAAAAUGACCAGCAGCCUAGCAUGCCAAUGCAGAUUAACACCAGCCACUCAGCACCAAAUAUGCUUAAUACAAUUUUUAUUAACAAAAAUUAAGUUUAGUUCUAAUUUAUAUGUGCGGCAUUUUUACUGACAAAUAAGACUUUUAGUGGCAAUUAUUGUACCUUAAGGUGUUUGCAACUUAUUUCAAAGUAUUUUUAUAUACUGUUAAUAUGUUGAUUUAAUAAAAUUAUAUUGAAAUUAUU
Messenger RNA from Diabrotica balteata, 2009 nucleotides. The record is from the annotation of a GenBank genome assembly. Lineage: Eukaryota; Metazoa; Arthropoda; Insecta; Coleoptera; Chrysomelidae.